Molecule: messenger RNA, 186 nt
Organism: Chanos chanos (milkfish)
Lineage: Eukaryota; Metazoa; Chordata; Actinopteri; Gonorynchiformes; Chanidae
Gene: ccl27a
Product: chemokine (C-C motif) ligand 27a
Exons: 2
Coding region: 1-186 (61 amino acids)
Biological process (GO): immune response
Cellular component (GO): extracellular region
Molecular function (GO): chemokine activity
Source: RefSeq, a predicted model, not a curated record
AUGGACCUGCGAGUGGCAGCCCUGAUUCUCAUUUUCCUGUGUGCCUCCGUCGUCGGCACUGAAGGAAAUAUUCCCACGUGUUGUCUGCGUGUCUCAAAGAAGAUAAACCAAAGCGUCUUGGCCAAAGUGGAGAAGUUCCAGAUACAAAGAAAAACUGGACCCUGUGACAUUAAUGCGCUGGUGUAA